Messenger RNA from Symbiodinium sp. CCMP2456, 711 nucleotides. NCBI's taxonomy places the organism in Eukaryota, Dinophyceae, Suessiales, Symbiodiniaceae. The record is from the annotation of a GenBank genome assembly.
AUGGCUUCGAUGUCUUUGCCGGCAGGAUAUUCCAAGGACUUCCGCGUGGCGACCCAAGCUGGCCAAGCAGCCCCGGUGGUUCGGACACUCUCCUUCAGCCAGCAGGCUGCGCCUGCUCCCCAAGCUGCAAGCAUUUCUCGGAUUCCGACCAGGGUGCAGCGAGCCACAAGUUUCCACGCAGGGGCACCUACGCAUCCUACAACGGUCUACACAGCUCCAGGUCCAGUUGGCCGCCAAACAAUCCACCCCGCUGUCCCUGCCGCAACCCAUGGGUUUGUCGCCCCUGGGUUCGGCCGCCAGACAAGCACACCAGUUACACACGUCACUCAGCCGUUUGGCCGGCAAACCAGCACACCAGCCACCGUGACUCAGCCUUUUGGCCGCCAGACAAGCACACCAGCCACCGUCACUCACGCGUUCGGGCGCCAGACAAGCACGCCGGCCCCUGUGCCGCUGCAGCAGGCUGUCCCCGCUCCAAUCUACCGUCGGUACACCUCGUUUACAGCUCCACCCGGCGUUGGCCUUGCAGCUGCCGCCCGAGCUGCCACGGCCUUCCACACUCAACCUGCGACCCAGAGCCAGGACCAACCUUCUCAAGACGAGUUUGAUGUCGAAGAGCUGCAGCCGGAGGUGGUCGCGGCUGCGGAUGGACAGAUUCUUACGCAGACCAUUGCAGAGGACGUGGAGCCCACUGAGGACGCCACAGUCCAG